This is a messenger RNA of Phymastichus coffea, 1563 nucleotides long. Its product is annotated as probable serine hydrolase. Bases 327 to 1262 code for a protein of 311 amino acids. The record is from RefSeq and is a predicted model, not a curated record. NCBI's taxonomy places the organism in Eukaryota, Metazoa, Arthropoda, Insecta, Hymenoptera, Eulophidae. The transcript has 6 exons.
AAAUUGCACAGGGAGCUAGAAGAGUUCUCAUAACGUAACCGUUUUAAACUAAUUGCUUCCUUUUUUAGUUGAUUGCAUAUUCAAAUUAUUUCUAUAGCCUGUUAAUUCGCUGAAAGAGACUGAAUUUACACGAUAUAGUAAUCAUCAGCAAAAAGAUCGUCUGCAAUUGCACGCUACCCUCAUCGAUACCACUUGAAGUGGCAGCUAAAAAUUGGAAUAAUUAUUACCUAAUUGACUUUCACCGUGACAAAGCAGUUUUUACGGUGUUUGAAACAGUCUCCAAAGUAUAAGCUCAAUCGUUUUUUCUUAACAGACAACGUGCUGACAUGAGUUCCUCAAACAAUGGCAUCGACACUAAAUCCCGAAACGGAUAUCAAACGUUUGAGGAAGUCCACAUUCCAAUGCCUUGGGGACACGUUAGUGGGAAAUGGUGGGGUCCUAAAGAGAUACAGCCAAUUGUUACAUUACAUGGUCGACAAGACAAUGCAGGAAGCUUUGAUAGAUUAGUUCCAUUGCUACCAAAAAGCUAUUCUUAUCUCUGCUUGGAUUUACCUGGUCAUGGUUUCUCUUCGCAUUAUCCUAAUGGCCAAUUUUAUUAUGUACAUUGGGAGGGCAUAAUUCUACUUCGUAGGAUUGUAAAUCAUUACAAAUGGAGGAAGAUAAAACUUUUGGGUCAUUCACUUGGAGGUGCAAUAUCCUUCCUUUAUGCAGCUUCCUACCCAAAUGAAGUAGAAUUUGUGAUAAGUUUGGAUAUAGUCAGUCCUAGUGUAAGAGACAUUACAAAAACAGCUACUGUUACGGGCGAUCACAUCGACAAAUUUCUUAAGUUUGAGAAAUUAACAUUAGAUAGCGUGCCUUGUUAUGAAUAUAGUGAAAUGAUAAAGAUCGUCGAAGAUGCUUACAAAGGAGGUAUUACCAAGGAAAGUGCUGAAAUAUUAAUGAAGAGGGGAAUGCAACCGGCGUUAAAUCCAGGCAAACAUUAUUUCAGUAGGGAUCCCAGACUAAAAGUAUCCAUGUUAGGUAUGCUCUCUUUGGAUUUAGUAAUGGCCUAUGCAUCUCAAAUCAAAUGUGCUUACAUGAACAUCAGAGCCAAGCCUGGAAUGGAAUUCGAACAACCGGAAAAUUACCAGAAAGUCUUGGAUGUGAUUAAAUUGGGAGCCAGAAAAUUUGAGUAUCACGAAGUCGAAGGAACGCAUCACGUUCAUUUAAACAAUCCCGAGCUAGUAGCUCCAGUGAUAAAUCAAUUUCUUGAAAGUUUAUAAUGAUAAUUUAUAUUAGUCGCCGUAGUGGAUCGGAAUAUGGCUUAAGGAAGUUUUAAAUUAAUGCUAAUGGAUAUGAACUAAGUUGAUCCUUUUCUUUUAUUGUUAGGUAUUUUGGGACGUUUAUUAUGUAUUUAUAAUUAGAGCGAAACAUUGACUCUUUUGAUUCCUCUUUUAGUCAAAGAGUUGAAGCUAGUAAAUUUAUUUAAUAAUUAUUUUAAUCUUCCAUUGUACAAUGCGCAUUUUAGUCAGUUUUUUUUACAACGUUUAGCUUCUUACUGUUAUUUUUUUAAACAGUAAUUGC